GGGAAAGAUGGCCGCUUCCAUUCGAGCAACGCUGCCUCUGUAAUCCGAUUUACUUUAAGACUUUGUGUAGAGUAUUUCGUUAACAACAGCUUGUAAUUAGUCGCACAUGUUACCGGAGUGUUGCAGCACUCGUGGCAGAGAUGAAGACCUUCUGUGGAAGAGCCAACCCGAGCACCGGAGCUUUGGACUGGGUGGAGGAGAGUGAGGAGUACGACUACCACCAGGAGAUAGCCAGGUCCUGCUAUGCUGAUAUGCUACAUGACCAUGACAGGAAUAAGAAGUACUACCAGGGCAUCCGGGCAGCUGUAGCCAGAGUAAAGGCUCGUGGUGAGAAGGUCAUUGUCCUGGACAUCGGGACAGGAACAAGCCUACUGUCCAUGAUGGCUGUCACUGCUGGAGCCGACUUCUGCUAUGCUGUGGAGGUUUUUAAGCCCAUGGCCGAUGCAGCGCGGUGCAUUGUAGAGAAGAACGGCUUCUCUGAAAAGAUCAAGAUUAUCAACAAACACUCCACUGAUGUCACUGUGGGGCCAGAUGGAGAUAUGCAAAUGAAGGCCAAUGUUCUGACCACAGAGCUGUUUGACACAGAACUGAUAGGUGAAGGUGCCCUGCCCAGCUAUGAGCAUGCUCACCAAAAUCUGGUCCAGGAGGGCUGUGAGGCGGUCCCUCACCGCGCCACUGUCUACGCCCAGCUGGUGGAGUCGGAGCUGCUGUGGAGCUGGGCUCAGCUGCAGCCAGUGGAAGUGGAGGGGGCCCGCCUUGUCCCGCCGCCCGCUGUGGGCCACUGUGCUGGAGCUCAUUCAGUGUGUGACAUCCAGCUGAGCCAAGUGUCUCCUCACAGUUUCACCCCGCUUAGCCCUCUCUGCACCAUGUUCAGUGUGGAUUUCAGUAAACCAGUAAGCAGCGCAUUCCAGUCCUACUCCUCCCAGUUUGUGGCUCAGUCCAGUGGUCAGGCCCAGGUCGUGCUGUCAUGGUGGGACCUCGACAUGGAUCCCAGUGGAAGCAUCGUGUGCACCAUGGCUCCCAGCUGGACAUACCCACAGCCAAAGAUGGCCCCUUGGCGGGACCACUGGAUGCAGAGCGUGUACUUCCUGCCUGUGGAGAGCAGGGUGACAGGAGGAGAGGAGCUGAGUCUAACUGUCUGCCAUGAUGACUACAGUCUGUGGUACAGUCUGCAGUCUCACAGCCUGCAGGACUCACAGACUGAGGGUCCUCCGUCUCGGCCGUGUUGCAUCUGCCAAGCUCAUCUGGUUUGGACUCGACCGCGUUUUGGUGAACUCAACGACAGGCGGCGUACAGAGAGCUAUGUCAGCGCACUGCGCAGCGUUCUGAGGGAGGACAGUGUGUGUCUUGGCGUCAGCGAUGGAAGUCUGCUUCCUGUGUUUGCUCACAUGAUGGGAGCCAAGAAGGUUUAUGGUUUGGAAAGCUCCAGAAUGUCCAAACAGGUUAUUGAGCAGGUGUUGGAAGCCAACUUGAUGAAAGGAGGUGUUGAGCUGCUGGAGAUCAGGCCUGAGCAGCUGACCAGUAACGAUCUGGGAGGAGAACAGAUCUCAGUCCUGAUGGGCGAGCCAUAUUUCAGCACCAGCCUUCUACCCUGGCACUCCCUGUUCUUCUGGUACUGUCGGACCGCCUUGGCAGGCCUUCUCCGCCCCAACGCCACCAUCCUGCCCUGCUCUGCCACACUUCACAUGAUGGCGGUAGAGUUCCAGGAUUUGUGGAGGAUAAGAGCUCCGUGUGGAACAUGUGAGGGCUUCGAUGUCUCACCCAUGGAUGAAAUGGUCCAGCAAUCUCUGGAUUUCCGUGAGUCCCGUGAGGCGGAGCCCCAUCCUCUCUGGGAGUACCCGUGCCGUGCUCUGACCCAGUCCACAGCCGUUAUGACCUUUGACUUCACACAGUGCGUCCCUCAACAGCCAAUCAGCAGUCAGGGCUCACUGCCUCUCGUAAGGGUUGGUCGUUGCCAUGGUGUUGCCUUGUGGAUGGAAUAUCACCUGACAGAUGACAUCACUGUCAGUGCAGGACUGAUUGGACCAAUCAGUGAGCAGGGCGAGUGCGAGUGGAGUCGACACAGGAAACAGGGAGUGUAUUUUCUCAGGUCACCGUGGGAGAGCUCAGGUGACGGCAGAGCCGCAGUGUCUUACAGCUUCUCCUUUGAACCCAGUUUAGGAGACAUUAAGAUGGACUUCAGCAUCGAGUCUCAGUGAAGUGGAGACUGAGGAACAGACUGUUAUGCUUUUUACCUCACACCAGUGUUUGCAUUUUGUUGUUUUGGGUGCACAUUAACAUCCGUGGUUCAGCCAAUAUUGUUUUAAAAUGUUAUUAAAUUGUAAUGUGAUUAUCAUCAUACCCAAAACAAAGCAGAAUUCAGUGUGUCAGACAGCUGAACAUGAAACUGUCCAAAACAUCCCAGAAUUUUUGCAUCAUCUUAAUAGUUAUGAUAAUUUAUAUUAAGGGCUACCCAUAGGAGGAGUUAGCAAUUCUACAAUAAAUAAUUCAACAAAAUAAAUCUUUCACAUCAAAGGUGGGUGUCACUAACUGGCUGAUGGAUGUUCAGUCAGUUCAGUGCGAUUAGAGAUGCAAAUUAGGCUGUUGUGUUUGUAACCAGAGAUCACCUUGACUUUUUAUGAAUGAAUAGAUCCGUACAGCAAAGCCAAAUGAGUUAUGGUUAUGUUUCAUAAAGCUUUACAUUGUGCAUUGUUUGUUAUUAUUAUUGCUAAGUUUCCAUGAAGGAUGUUACGUGUUUUUGGC
Epinephelus fuscoguttatus (brown-marbled grouper) is the source of this 2742-nucleotide messenger RNA. It is a transcript of the gene prmt7, whose product is annotated as protein arginine methyltransferase 7. Gene Ontology annotation, biological process: peptidyl-arginine methylation. Lineage: Eukaryota; Metazoa; Chordata; Actinopteri; Perciformes; Serranidae. The coding region runs from base 141 to 2198 and encodes 685 amino acids. Gene Ontology annotation, molecular function: protein-arginine omega-N monomethyltransferase activity. The transcript has 17 exons. The record is from RefSeq and is a predicted model, not a curated record.